AUGUCAGGGAAUGACCUCAGGACGCUCAUCGAGUCACGCAUUCCUGAGCACCGAGCUCAUUUGGAAACCAGUCAUCUGAAUCUGGAGAACGUUGCAGCUUACUGUGAGGCUAAUUAUCUCAACGAUCGAAAUGCAUCAUUUGAAGAAACAAAACAGUUUGCAUUGCAGUCCCUUGCCAGUGUGGCCUACCAAAUAAAUACCCUUGCAAGGGAUCUAUUGGAUAUGUUGGACUUGCAAACGGACAAAAUUUCAAAUCUCUCCGGUCAAGUGGAAAAUAUUGAUGUUGUUAAUAUUCACAAAGAAAAACUAGCUCGAAGAGAAAUCGGCGCUCUAACGACAAACAAAACUACUCAGAAACAACCAAAAAUUAUUGCCCCUGCAACUCAGAGAUACCGACGUGCACCGAUAGACUUCUCCGUUUUGGAUGGUAUAGGCCAUGGUGUUCGUUGUGAGGUUGGCUUCCAUUUCAUUCCGACGUGUUGGAAAACCCACUUUUCUUGCUCACCGCCUAUUGACAAUAUUGCAGAUCUUCCUCCGCCGGUGAUGCAGAUGCUUAAUUCAACGCAUGAAGAUGAACCGUUGCCUCCUCCUCCGCAAGCCAACUUCUUUGAUGCACACGCUGAUUGGAUCCCUCGAAAUUACAUAGAGAAAGCUGUGGCCUUGUAUGAUUACGACGCCGACAAACCUGAUGAGUUAUCGUUGCGAGAGAAUUGCAUAGUGUACGUGCUGAGGAAAAACGAUGAUGGCUGGUAUGAAGGCGUGUUGGAUGGGGUGACAGGACUUUUUCCUGGAAACUAUGUUCAACCCGUCUGA
Messenger RNA from Haemonchus placei, 813 nucleotides. Lineage: Eukaryota; Metazoa; Nematoda; Chromadorea; Rhabditida; Trichostrongylidae. The record is from the annotation of a GenBank genome assembly.